AUACAUUAAAGAGAGAUCAAUUCUAUCUUUCUCUUCAUAUUUUUACUCGUAUUCUUCGUCCACACAUUUCUUUCUCUCUCUCUCACUUAUCUUUUGUAACUUCUUUUUCUCCUUGCUUGGGUUUCUUCCAUAGAUGUCUUCUUCUUUGAAGCCAGAUCUUGAAGAGGUAUAUCAUAAAAUUCUAGAUCUUGUGUUCAUAUUGAAUCCUUAAGAGCUCCAUGAUGAAAUUUCGGAUCUUCAAUGUUGAAGUGUUGUUGCCAAGGGUGUUGCAGAAGCUACUCCCUUUCUCUUUUCCUUCCAUGUUUUAAUUUCAGUGUUGGGUGUAUUUUUUUUUACAGAAUUAUUUGUAUAAAGAAGGGACAAUUUUUCUUAAAAAAUAUUGGUGUGAUAUAAUUUACCCAGUAUGAUUCAUGUUUCUUGUGCGUAUGGGAUAGACCGGAUAGGGGAGAGGAGCUCAACCUGCAUUACUAUCACUCCGCAUUUUUGGUGUCUCACACUCUCACCCAUUCAAACUAUAUAAACAAUCAAAAACCAUUGCAUUAUUUACCUAACAUGCAAUUCACCCAACAUGAACUUAACAAUAACCCCUACAAACAUUCUCCUUCUCGAUCUUCUUCUUCUUCACCUCUCUUGCAUACUGUGUCCCAACAACGUUGCCUCGGACGACACCGUCCCGAUUCCUCCGAACAAGGACCAAGUCAACAGUUGGUUCAGGGCCAACGUCCUGCCCCUCGAGGCGCGAAACGACGGCCUCGACCCCGCCCUGGCCAGGGCCGAGGCCAACGCCACGCGCAUCAGGGUCAGCCGCCACGGAGGAGGGGACUUCGAGACCAUUUCCGGGGCGGUCGACAGCAUCCCGGCUGGAAACGCGCGGCGGGUGAUCGUUUCGGUCUCCGGCGGGACGUAUAGGGAGAGGGUGAAGAUCGAGAGGGAGAAGCCGUUCGUGACGCUGUACGGCGACCCUGAGAAUAGGCCAACCAUUGUUUUUGAUAGCACUGCGGCUAAGGAUGGGACUGUGUACAGUGCCACUCUGUACGUUUUAUCGGAUUACUUCAGUGCAGUUAAUAUUGACAUUGUGAACUCGGCUCCAAGACCCGAUGGAAAAUCGCAAGGGGCGCAGGCGGUGGCGGUGACCCAGAGCGGGGACAAGGCUUCGUACUAUAAUUGUAAGAUGAAAGGGUUCCAAGACACCUUUUGUGACAACUCAGGCAAACAUUUCUUCAAAGAUUGUUACAUUGAAGGAACCGUUGAUUUCAUAUUUGGCAAUGGCAAGUCUCUCUAUGUGAACACGGAACUGCACGUGAUCGAAGGCGAUAACAUGGCAGUGAUAACAGCACAAGCCAGACACACGAGCGCAGAGGACACUGGAUACUCUUUUGCACACUGCAAAGUUACCGGAAAAGGGACCGGAGGGUUACUUGGGAGAGGAUGGAUGCCCUUUUCAAGGGUCAUCAUAUCCUACACUGAGAUCGGCAAUGCGAUUAAAUCGGAGGGAUGGAUCGGGAUGAAAGGCAAGCCCGAGGACGGAGGGACCACAUUCUUUGGGGAAUAUAAGAACAGUGGGCCACGAUCAAAUAUGAAUGGUCGACCAAAGUUUGUAAGGAGACUGACUGGCCCAGAAGUUAAGCCAUUCCUCACACUUGGCUUCAUAGAGGCUUCAAAAUGGUUACUCCCCCCAACAACCAAAGUCUAAAUUAAAAUGAAUCUUAUUUA
Cuscuta campestris is the source of this 1713-nucleotide messenger RNA. NCBI's taxonomy places the organism in Eukaryota, Viridiplantae, Streptophyta, Magnoliopsida, Solanales, Convolvulaceae. The record is from the annotation of a GenBank genome assembly.